CCCCCCCCCCCGCCGCUGCUCUUUCGAUCCCGGGAUACGUGGGAGGCUCCGCUUCGCGCUGCCACGCGUUGGGUCGCAGGGGAUCCCUCAUCCCUCCUCCGGAAAGGAGUUUCCCCGCACCGGUUCCUCCGGCGAGCGGGCUCCCUGGGCGCUAGGAGGGAACUUCAGGCGCCUCGGCCGCGUUGGAGCAAGCCGCUUUCCUCGCAAACUUUUUUUUCCUGGGCAAAAGCACCCCGAGCCCUGCCCGCGUCAGCGCAACUCCAGCAUGUAAAAGGGAGCGCCAGCGACGGCCUCUUUCUCUGCAGACGUGGCCCCUUCCGUCCCCAAGGGUAACACAGGUUGCUGCGAGGAGGAGACAUCCCCGCUUCCCCGCAGGAGUGAUGCUCAUCAGAGAAGUUUUGCUGCUCCUUCAGUGCUGCUGGUCUUCCCUGCUACUGCACUGGACCCUCCACCCCAUCUGGGGCUUCAUUCAGAUCACUCAGGGUGAACCCCAGAAAUCAUGCGCCAAGCCAGUAACAGAGAAAGUUACAGACAGUUGCCAACAGAUCUGCCAAUGUAGACCACCUCCGCUACCGCCACCGCCACCGCCUCCUCCACCCCCCAGGUUGCUCGGGGUCCCAACUCCUACCGUUCCAAGUUGCCCUACUCGUGAGACGUGGUGGCCAGGCCCAGUUAUAAUUAUUGCAGCAUGCUGUACCACACUAGUGUUCCUCUUUCUAGUUUUCAUCAUUUGCUACAAAGCCAUAAAAAGGAAACCGCUGAGGAAAGAAGAGAAUGGAACAAGUCGAGCUGAAUAUGCAAUGACCUCCUCCCAAAACAACAAGACAGUUGAUGCUAACAAUGCGGUGGUAUAAUUUUUGAGGCUCCUCUUGAGUAGUAAACAUUCAAAAGCACAUGCAGCGUCUGCAAGUUGGGUGGAACGAGAGCAUCGAGAGAAGCCCUGUGGCCCAGGACUUCAUUUCAGAAAUUGUGCACGUAUCAGUUAUUCUGAGAAGAAAAGCAGACGAGACUCCUCUUUGUCUAGUUGAUUGUCACAAAGGGAGGGAUGAACUUGCCAGUCAGGGCUACUCUGAGAAAAGACCUCACAAAAAGGCACACACUCACUGCAUGCCGCGUUAGAACAAAGCAACAUCAUUCCGCUCCUUUCCUUUCCUUCUUAUUUUUGAUUGACAGUUCUUUUUUUAAAAAAUGCUUCAGUAGGAUCCUUUGAUGGGAAAGGUGAUCCAUCUGUGGCAGCAGCCAAUGGUAAUUGGGUCUGAAAUCUCAAGCUUUACUUGCAUGGCUUUGCACUUUUCUUUAUCUUUUACCAGCCACAUCCAUCCCCAUUCUGAAUUGUUAUUGCAUUGUUAAGUGGCAGAGUUUCCAUUGACCCCCAAGGCAGCCUCCCGACAAAUUGCAUGAUGUCAUGAAAUACACAACCACAUCUACAGCCUGGUGACUAUGCAAUUUCCACAGCUGGAGACUUUUCAGACCGAAAGUAGUCACAGUAGGAUCCGUAGCACUUAGCGCUGCUGAUAAAAGAGAAAAUUAUUAUAGGUAAUAACAUUCAAAGGUGCUUUGAAUACUGUUUAACCCACAAUCAGUCUUAUUUCCCCAUUUUGUUACCAUGUAGCAUUUUCUCCCUGGGUUUUGAGAAGUACCAAAUUUUUGUGUUGCUCAGUUAACAGUUUUGCACAAUUUUGCACAUGUAUUUACACCACACAGAUCUGUAGGAAGGAUCUCUCUAGAAUGGCUUUAAAAGAAUCAGGUUUAUGCGUGGAGGGAGACUGGCUGCAGUGAAAAUUGAAGUCCUCCUAGCUCUCCUUGCAAGCUCAGAUCUCUGGUUUCCUGGGGGACUUCUUCUGAAUAAAGGACUCUCUGCUUUAGGGAGAAAGCUGUGAAAGCUCAGUCCUCUCUCUUGACAAGGGACUGCCAACUGUGCCAAAAUUAUAUGUGAUAGCUCGUGUGUUGUACCACUUUGUGAUCAGGACUGCAAAUGACUUAGAAGCUGAACCCUCCAAACCCAUUUUUGCGCGAUACCUUAUUAGGCUCAGUCACUUCAAUUUCUUUAAAGAAACAGUUGCUGUUCAGACACUGGUAUCCGCCCACACCUGGAUUAAGAUGGUUAAAAAAAACAACCCACGAAAAGAUUUUCUGUCUUUCCUCUUGUACGCCUUCAUUUGCCUCUGUUCCGAGAGCCGCUUCAACGAAAACCAAAAUGUGCUUCUUGUCUUGCUGUCAGGCUUCAGUGAUAUUCCGUCUUUGUGUCUUCAAGCAAUCCAAACCAAGCCGUCAUAGCCCUGUUUGUAUAGAAUCACUGCAUUUCGUCAGUACAGCCUAUUAGUGCUGAGAAGCUGGUGUUCUGGCCCAUUUCAUCCAAGGAUGGGCCCAGUCUACGAAACCUCUAGUGAGACUCCAAAGAGCUGAACCUUCAUCCAGAACCCUGUAUCUGUACCAACAAAGGAGGUAUGGGUAAAUUCCUAUUAGCAGAUGGUGGGGUACAGGGGUGCCAACUUGAAUAAAAUAUUGGGGGACCAGGUAGGCCCCACCUCACAUAAUCAAUCACAAGAUGCAGCUCACACACCAUUUAAAUGGCAGUGGCCAUCACAUUUGGGGGACUGUCCCCUCAAAUAUUUCAGUGGGGGGGGGCCAAAAGGACCUCAGCGCCUUGGAGUUGGCUCCUUUGGUGCUCUCAAUGAUCACUACCACCAUAUUCAUCUCUGGUAAGGUCACUGGCUCAGGGUGUCAAAGUUAAUUGUCAACUAGGUGAUACUCACAGCCAACCAGAAAUGGAUCUGCUCUGAGUAUGACUAACAUGAAGCUCUGUGAUAUUUGGAGACGUGAGGGUUUGGUUAACCAUUAUUUUCUUUUCAGAGGAAAAACACGGUUUUAGUAACAAAAGAGAUGGUGCUAGGUGUGUCCACACAGCAUCUCUCUAUGUAGACUGUCUCUCACGUAAUGUUCUGCAUCUCAACACCUUCCUUAAAAGAUAAAAGGUGAUGGCAAGAGAGAGAGAGAGAGGGGGGGGGGGACACAGGGAAACUCAAGGUUAACCCCCAUUGUUAUUUCUUAUUAUCAUUAUUAAUAAUUAGAUUUCUUACCUGACCUUCACCAUAAGACGCUAGGGCAGAUUAUAGCCAUUUCUUAAGAUUAAAUAUUUAAAAAUCAGUUUACAAGAAAUUACAAUAACAGGAAAAAUGUGGGUCCUGGAAAUAUAUCCCUCAGGUGUCAAGGAAAGGAAAUGAGUCUUCAGCAUUUGACAAAAACUGUGCAAUGAAGGUGCACCUCUGUGGGGAAGAAAUUCUACAACCUCAGUGGUGCCACAGAGAAUGCCUCCUCCCCCCCCCCAAAUUCUGAGAGUUGUAGAACUACCAAGAGCCCCCCCCCACUGAUUUCAGCACCCAAGAGGUCGGUAAGGAAGGAGGCCAUCUUUCAGAUGUUUGAGACCUAAGUCAUUUUGGCCUAAACAUUUGAAUCUUUGAGCCCAGAAUGGUACCACAUGGAGUUCCUCUAUACAAAAGUACCUUCUGACUGGGCCCUUAGACCUAUCCUCCAUGAAAUAUUUGAGAUUUGGGUUUUUACGAAAGUGUUAUGUGUAAAUAUAUCUGGGAAAACAAAACAAAAAGCUGCUAUUUACCCUUGCAAAAGAAUUCAGUGGAAAUUCGUUCACUUCCCUGACUGACCUUUCUUCCCUGUCUGAGAAUAUAGCUAGAAAGGUGGUUGUGUGUUUUUUGGGGGUUUUUUUUUAACCCUUUAUAUUCUUUUAAAUGUCAAGACUUGCUGAAGGUAGAAUGAAAAAAGAAAGAGUCAUUCAUUCCAUACUCCUUCCAGUUAGUUUGGUGCACAGCUUCUGUGUUCUUGGAGCAUAGAGUUGCUCAAAAACAGUUGCCAUUUUUUGACCUAGGGUUGUUUUGAUUGACAUAUUUUCAAUGGAAUCCACUGUCACUUAAUAUUUAUAAUUGCACUUUCCCCCUUAAUGCUGCAACAAUUGUUAUCUGGGUCGGUUUGCUUUUUCUACACUGCCAAGCUAUUUUCAGUGUAGUUGACACCCUCACCCCGAUCCUUUCUAUUUUAUUGUGUCAUAGGUAUGACAUAGUGCAGGAAUAAAAGAUAGAGAGAUAGAUGAUAGAUAGAUAGAUUUUGAAAUACGUUUAUUUUAAUUCAAUGUGAUAUGCUUCAUAUCAGGCAUCCCCAAACUCGGCCCUCCAGCUGUUUUGGGACUACAACUCCCACCAUCCCUACCUAACAGGACCAGUGGUCAGGGAUGAUGGGAGUUGUAGUCCCAAAACAGCUGGAGGGCCGAGUUUGGGGAUGCCUGCUUUAUAUGUGCUGUACACACAACCAGUCAUUUAGAAGAGAUGUGCUGGGGCAAGAACAUCUGCCUUGAGGUCCCAAAUUCAGUCCACAGCAUCUCCCCCAUCUGAAGGUCCGGUGUAAACCAGGGUUUCCCAAACUUGGGUCUCUAGCUUAUCUUUGCACCCCAGCGCCACAUAUGCUUAAGAUAGCCCUGGGUCCAACCCCCUGCAAUGCAGAAAUCUUUUGCUCAACGUGGGGCACUUUAAGAGUCUGUCCUAAUCUCCAACUGAGCUAAAAAUCAGAACAUAAAGAUAUGAAUGAGGUAGAGCCUUAAUACUGUACCACUGAAGAGGGCAGAUGGAGGGACUUGUGUCUAUAUGACACACCCCAAAAACUUGUAACUGGGAGCAGGGAGGAGCUAGCGUGCCAGAUAGCUUUUUGCGUCCCCUACAUUUUGUAUGCCGAGAAAUCCUAUUUUAUUUUUUACAAUGGGGAGUAAAACUAUGUACGUGCUUAGAGGAUGGUACCAUAUGAUUCUUUUGAGCAUAUGGCUCGGUCCUCAAUCUUCAGAGCUGAAGGGCAAGUUAAGCAAUGCUUUCAGGAGCUGACUCCCAGAGCUUUGAAAUAUAACCAGGGUUUUGUUCAAAACUCUACCAGUUGCUUGCAAAAAAAACAAACAAAACAAACCUUUCCAUUAAAUACCAGUGAAAUGUACAAGUCUUGACAGAUAAAAGCUUCUUUACAAUGGGGACCCAUUACACUGAAAAGAUAGCCAUUUACAGGGAUUUAAAGUUUAUUUUUUAUUCUCUAAAAUUAGAUGCUGAAAUGCUCUACAUACCUAGGGGGCAUGUAGUGAGCAAGCUUUUCAGCUGGGUGUAUCCUAGCAUUGCCCUGCCUAAGACUAGCAGAUUGUGUGCCAUAAUUUGACCCAAAGAGCUAAGAUUUCCAUAUUUUGCAACUUUGUUCCAUAAUAAAAAAGAUUUAUGGCAUAGAUACUGUAUACAGAGAGGGCAUGAUCCAGCAUCAUUCAAGCACUUCUGAAUCCCAUUUAUUUCAGUGGGCGAGUAGAAGAAAGCACGUUUUCUUAAUUUAAAAAAAUAUGAAUAAAAUAAUCCCCUUGAAAUGGAGCUUAAAAGUGCUUAAAUGUGUCUGGAUGCUAGCCAUAUAUUAUAUAGCUAUGAACCUGAAUUUCCAUUGUCUCGCACUUUGCAGAUUGGUUUAUACCAUGCAGGACUGAGUAUAAACCUGUCCCUGUACCCAUUUUGUACUCGCUCUGCACAGGUAUAUAAAACAACUCAUAGUCUAAGACAAUGGAGAAUCGUGACUGUUAUAAAUAUAUUUUUAUAUAUUCUUCACAACCCCUCCCCUGCAUCUCUACAAACAAAUAUAUGAUUUUUAAACUGCAAAGAUAGUGUGUUAAAAACCAAUGCAUGAAUGUAAAUACUCUUAAGAUCUGCCUUCUUGACUGUGUACCAGGUGUACAGAUUAAAACAGCUACUACUGUUCAUAGGAAAUCUGUACCAGUGGUUAAAUGACUACGGAGUAUGGCCAUGAUUCAAAGAGUUCCUUCCCAGGGAGGAGCACAAGCGCCUCUUGGACGCACCAAAGUGGCUGCUUUAGGAAGGGGAGGCUCAGAAGCUUUGCAUGGAGCUCCUUGGAUCAUGGCCAAAAUCAAUUUCAAAAUUAAUGUUGUCAUGUUUCUAAGACAAGCCAUUAAUGUAUAUUUAGCAUUUAAGGAUAUUGCUCAAUACAUAUGUUCUGUACCAAAAAAACAAAAAACAAAAAAAACCAAACCUGUGUCACAUAUACAGAUUGUGCAGUACCCUAUUUAAAAAGGCACCAUAACUAAUUUUUAUUUUAAAUAAAAAUGUACUUAUAAAAAGUU
This is a messenger RNA of Podarcis muralis (Common wall lizard), 6160 nucleotides long. It is a transcript of the gene PRIMA1, whose product is annotated as proline rich membrane anchor 1. The record is from RefSeq and is a predicted model, not a curated record. Lineage: Eukaryota; Metazoa; Chordata; Lepidosauria; Squamata; Lacertidae.